AUGUCUUUUUUCGACGAAGCUCCGAUGGUUAUCCAUAUUCGUUUAUCAUCACCAAUCAUUGAAGUAGCUCCAUAUCCUUCAUUAAAUUAUAUUCAAUAUCUUGCUAAUGGUCCACCUUUUAUACCAAUUUGUCAAAGUCAUUUCUCAAAUUUACCACUUACUACUCGACUUACAAAACAAUAUGAUGCAUUUGUUAAUUGCUUUAAAAAUAGUUUUUAUGACAAUCGCAUAUCGAGUUCUGAUCAACGAGCUAAUGACUUUUUUGCAUCAAUCAAAGAUCUAUUGUUAAUAUCUCAUACAACACCAUUACCAUCUAAAUUAUUAGCUCGUGCUCGAUACGAACAACAAAUGAUACAGACUAUUAAACACACUCGAAAUAAACAUAAUAUUAUCAUACAACGAUCAGAUAAAAGUAAAGUAUUUCAUUUAGCAAGUGCUAAUAGUUAUCAUGAAAAAUCGCUUGCAUACAUGGAAAAAACACAAGCUUAUCAAGAGAUUCAAAGUGGUAUUAAUCCAAUUAACGAUCACUAUGAUCACAUUUUAACAAUACUAAAGCCGUUAUUAAACAAGAAAGUAAUUAAUUUUAGUAUUUGGAAACAAUACAUGUAUCCAAAUAUUCAAAAAAUCGAAUUGCCACAUCUUUAUUUUAUACCAAAACCACAUAAAAUUGGUACACCAUUGAGACCAAUUAUAUCAAUGAUACGAUCACCAGCUAUAGGUGUAUCACAUUUCUUAGAUCAAUGUCUUCGUCCAAUAUUUGAUCAAGCAACUAGACAAACAACAUUUAUUAAUGAUAUUCAUUUUGUUCGACGACUCGAAUUCUAUUCUAGUAUUGGUCUUCUAACACCAACAACAAAUUUUAUUACAUUUGAUGUUACUGACCUUUAUACAAUGAUACCAAGACAUGGAGCACUUAUUGCAUUAGAAGAAUUCUUAAAUGAACGUGCAACAAAUGGUCGAAUCAAUGGGAUGACAAUCAAUACUCUUAUGAAAUUAGUUGAAGCAGUUUUGGAUACUAAUUCAUU
Molecule: messenger RNA, 1025 nt
Organism: Adineta steineri
Lineage: Eukaryota; Metazoa; Rotifera; Eurotatoria; Adinetida; Adinetidae
Source: the annotation of a GenBank genome assembly